Messenger RNA from Saccostrea cuccullata (small rock oyster), 1644 nucleotides. RefSeq lists its product as uncharacterized. Gene Ontology annotation, molecular function: zinc ion binding. The transcript has a single exon. Bases 1 to 1644 code for a protein of 547 amino acids. The record is from RefSeq and is a predicted model, not a curated record. Lineage: Eukaryota; Metazoa; Mollusca; Bivalvia; Ostreida; Ostreidae.
AUGGACCAGAUACCAGAUACAGCACAGCAUUUUAUCGAGUGUGACACAUAUUCAUGCAGAAAUUUCUCUAAGUUUUACUGCAAUACAUGUCAUCAACGAAUCUGUAACUUCUGUAGAACGGCCCAUUUAAAGGUAAAUAAAGACCAUGAGAUUGUCCGCUAUCAGGAGAGAAAGACAAAACUUCCUUUAGAGAAAUGCAGGAUUCACCCCGCUAAAGACAUAGACAUAUACUGCAAUUUUUGCCUUGAUGCCAUCUGUUCUGUCUGCUUUGCCCGACAUCACAGUGAUCAUGAUAAAAAUGACCUUGAAAACAUCUACAAUGACUUGCUACAGCAAUGUCAGAAAGAAAUAAGUGAGAUCUGGAAUACAACCAUUCCUAAAGCUAAAAAUAUUGUUGAAUCAAUCGGGGAAACGAGAUACAUUUUCAAAAAUGAAAUUGCUAAGUCAAGAAUUUCCAUGAAGAAGAGGGCAGAUGAAAUAAAAGAGGUUGUUGACUGCAUACUAAAUAAUAAAAAUAAAAGUCUGGAUGAGAUUGAAAACUCUGUUCUAAAUGAGAUGAUGACAGAACAGAAGAAAACAGAGGACUACAUAUAUUACCUGGAAAAAAUGAUUGCAGACUUUGAAGGUAGAAUGUCCUCAAUAAAACACUCUGAACUCAUGAAAUUCCAUUUAGAAAUUUCAUUAGCUACACUAAAGAUGCCUUUCAUAGCUAAACCUAAAUUCCCAAAUUUAACAUUUUGUACACUCAAUAAAGAUGAACUUUCCAAACAGCUUGGUGAAAUUGAAUUAGAUUCGUCUGAGAGAUUAAAGCUUUGUACUGUCACAAAAGUAAGUGAAAUUACUAUCCAGGAAAAUGGAACUUAUCAUUUGUCCCUCUUGCCAUCGAAAAAAAUUUGGAAUAGUGAUAUGUCGGGGAAUCUCAUUCAGUUUGAUAAAGAAGGAAACAUCUCAGAUAAGAUAUCUAUCUCAAGUAUGUGUUAUUUCCAAGCUAACCACACAGUCACAAAAGAGGGAGAACUACUUUACACAGAUGGCUAUGAAAACACUGUCUAUAGAGUUACUUGUGAAAACGCCAUCCAUAAACUUACUAAUACAGGAGACAGGAGACCAGAAGCCAUCUAUUCCUCUCAUAUCAAUGGACACAUAUUGGUUGCAAUGGAGAAAAAUAAAUUCAUGGCAAUAACCAGAUACAGCAGAGAAGGGACGAAACUACAAGACAUACAGUGGGAUGACAAAAGACAAAAUUUGUAUCAAAGUAUAGACUACAUCACAGAGAAUAUCAAUGGUGAUAUCUGCACAUCAGAUGAAGACGCCAGUGAAGUUGUGGUUGUAACUGCAUCAGGAGAGUACCGGUUCUCUUACUCUGGCCACCACUCUCAGCCUGGUUUCUGUCCCUACGGAAUCUGUACAGAUGUUCUUGGACACAUUUUAGUGUGUAAUGGCUAUAAUCCACAUAAUGAAAAUAGCAGUAGUGUCCACUUGCUGGACAUCAAUGGUCAUUUCCUGUCUUUCCUACUCACACCAAAACAAUGUCCUGAAUUUUCCUGUGCUCUGUGUAUUGAUAAUGAGUACAAUUUCUGCAUUGGGGGAUGGGGCAGUUCUACUGUAUCUGUGUACAAGUAUUAUCAGGAAACAGACAAAUGA